Messenger RNA from Paramecium sonneborni, 708 nucleotides. NCBI's taxonomy places the organism in Eukaryota, Ciliophora, Oligohymenophorea, Peniculida, Parameciidae. The record is from the annotation of a GenBank genome assembly.
AUGUACAUCUGUAAAAAAGAAAGAGAAGAAUAAUUUAGACCACAAUUAACUCUUUAUGAAAAGAGGGAACUAUGGCAUACGAUUCUUGAAAAUCGAGGGAAUGUGAGUUUGGUAGCAUAAAGAAUGGGAAAACCUUAAGAAAUAAUAGAAUAAGAUUUAUUAGAGAUAUUUAUUGAAUGUUUACUGAUAGUUAAUGAUCAUAUAGGAUAGACAAAGAAUGAAGCUGUUAUUUAAAAAUUAAAAGUAGAAAAUGUUGUCUCUGUAAUCUAAUUGGCAUCAAGAAAUAAUUCUUAUUAUACAAGUGUUAAGAAUCUAAACUUAUUAUUAAACAUGAUUUAAUGUGCAUUGUAGUAAGAUGAUUUGGAAAAAAAUUUGAGAGAUUUAUAAAAAUAAUCUAAAUUUGAAUGUUUAUUUUUUGAGAUCAAAUGUUUAUUUUGGGAUCAAAUAAAUGAUUUAUCUGAUGAUGAAUAAUAACAAUAAGUGAUUGUAAAUAAUGAUACUUAAACAAAUGGUACAUUCAGAGAUGUAUAUAUAAAAAUAGAUUUACCAGAAGAAGAAUAAGAAACAAAUAAGUAAGAUAAGAAGAAUAUGAUAUCAGAUAAACAAUUUUUAACACAUUUAAAUAAAAUAAUGGCCGAGAAAUAAGUACCAUAUUGGGAAUAAGUGGUAGUAAGAUGGAAUCUAAUGUAAAAUAUAUUUAAUAAUUGA